AUGGACUUUGCAGCCUUGAUGAGCAAGGAACUGUCCAAGAGCAAGAAGCCCGCGCCCGACGACAGCCGCAAGAAACAAUACCUAAAACGAUCCGAGAUCGAAUCCGAACGCCAAAAAGCCUAUCUGGCCGAGCAGGCCGCCCUAGAAAAGGAGCGCGAAGCCAAGGCCGCCGCGAAGCGCAAACUCGAGGACGACACAGCCGCAGAGCGCGAAGCGCGCGACGAGAAACGCCGUAAGCUGGCUGAAGAGUCGCGGCAGCGGCGCGAGGAGCGCGACUGGGAAGAGGAACAAGCCAGGCGCCGACGGCUCGGCCUGCCCGAGCAGGAGAAGCCAAGCGGGGACGCCGAAGGCGCCGGCGUGCCCGCGGACGACGUGCCGGACGAGGCGCUAUUUGCGAAGCUGCGCGAGCUCGGCCACCCGGCGGUGCUGUUUGGCGAGACGCACGCGGGACGGCUGCGGCGGUACAAGAAGGCCAGCACGGUGCUGACGGACGGGCCGAUCCCGACGACGCUGCGGCUGGUGGACGAAAAGGACAUGAAGGUGGAUGCGGUGCCAAAGGACGCCGAGGGGCGUGAGUGGCUGUACAGACAGCUCGCGAGCUACUUUACCAUGGUGCUCAGCACGUAUCAGCGCACGAUGGAGCAGGAGAGGCGCGAGACCAGCGCGAGCAAGAUUGCCUACAACGCGAUGCUACAAACCAUCGAAAACAUGAAGCCGUUGUUUCGAAAAUUUGAAACCGGCGACCUGGACGACUCGCUCCUGGAGCCCGUCGUCGAGAUCGUCAAGGCCCUGCAGGAGCGCCGCUACGUCGACGCCAACAACGGCUACCUGCGUCUGAGCAUCGGCAAGGCCGCCUGGCCGAUUGGCGUGACCAUGGUCGGUAUCCACGAGCGCAGCGCGCGCGAGAAGCUGCACAAUGGCGAAAAGGGCCACGUCAUGGGCGACGAGGUGACGCGCAAGUUUCUGCAGAGCAUUAAGCGCUGCCUGACGUUUGCGCAGGUGCGCUGGCCGCCAGAGGACUUGCGGCAGCUGAUGGGAUAG
Messenger RNA from Cordyceps militaris CM01, 1041 nucleotides. RefSeq names its product potassium channel regulatory factor. Gene Ontology annotation, biological process: RNA splicing; generation of catalytic spliceosome for second transesterification step. Lineage: Eukaryota; Fungi; Ascomycota; Sordariomycetes; Hypocreales; Cordycipitaceae. Gene Ontology annotation, cellular component: U4/U6 x U5 tri-snRNP complex; U5 snRNP; U2-type post-spliceosomal complex. The record is from RefSeq and is a predicted model, not a curated record. The transcript has 2 exons. The coding region runs from base 1 to 1041 and encodes 346 amino acids.